CGACUGCUUGUGUACCUGCUGAAGUGUGCAUGCCUAAACUUUAUGACAAACCCGACUUUUAUGUCAAUAAUAUCCACCAGUUCAGCAAUCAUGGAGCGGAUGAUCUGUCGCAAUCUCGGUUGGCUGCCAAGGACCUGGUCUUGAAUGUGCUGAAGAAGCGAGCUGCUGAGGUCGACACCGACCGAUGCGCUCCUGGAGAAGAAGAUGCUUUCUAUGUGGCAGACAUGGGUGAGGUUUAUCGCCAGCACUUGCGCUGGAAAAUGAACCUAAGCCGUGUGCGCCCUUUUUAUGCGGUCAAGUGCAACCCCGAUCCCGAGGUCCUCCGCCUCAUGGCCAAGCUUGGAAACGGUUUCGACUGUGCUUCCAAGGCGGAGAUCGACAUGGCUCUUUCGACUGGCGUUGAUCCUAGCCGCAUCAUUUAUGCGCAGCCCUGCAAGACCAAGUCGUACCUGCGUCACGCCGCCAAGGUUGGCGUCAAGCAGAUGACCUUCGAUAACGCCGAUGAGCUGUAUAAGAUCAAGGCCUGCUAUCCUGAGGCAGAGCUCUACCUGCGCAUCCUCACCGACGACUCAAACAGCUUGUGCCAAUUCAGUAUGAAGUUCGGCGCCUCUCUGGAUGUGGCUCGUCAGCUUCUUGAGCUGGCCCACCAACUUGAGCUCAAGAUCGUUGGCGUGAGCUUCCACGUUGGCUCUGGUGCAGAGGACCCCAAGGCUUUCCUCAAGGCCGUUCAGGAUGCUCGCCUGGUCUUUGAUCAAGCCGCCGAGAUCGGCCACGAGCUGCACACUCUCGAUGUUGGUGGCGGGUUCACCGGGGAGACUUUCGAGAAAUUUGCCGCCGUCCUUGACAGCGCUCUCGAAACGUACUUUCCGCCGAACAUCCGCAUAAUUGCAGAGCCGGGCCGCUACUACGUUGGUGGAGCGUUCACCCUAGCGGCGAACAUCAUUGCGCGCCGCGGUGUGCAGGACCCCGAGAACCCCAGCAAGGACGCUUACAUGAUUUAUCUCAACGAUGGUGUUUAUGGAAACUUUUCGAACAUCAUCUUUGAUCACCAACACCCAGAAGCACGCAUCCUUUCCUGCGCGUCCGAGAUUAAUGGUCGCCCUGUCUCCGAAGAUGUGACCUAUUCCAUUUGGGGACCCACUUGCGAUGGUAUUGACGUCAUCAGCCAGCGCAGCGUGCUUCCUGGUUUGUUGGACGUUGGCGACUGGCUUUACUUUGAGGAAAUGGGUGCCUAUACCCGAUGCAGCGCAACACGUUUCAACGGCUUCUCCGAUAACCAUGAGGUGAUCUACAUCUCUAGCGAGGCGGGCGCCUCUGCUCUCCUUGAAUAUUAGCUUAGAUUUGGUUUGCUUUUGUUUUGCGUUUACCAGCCGUUGUCAGUCCUUACCGC
Messenger RNA from Aspergillus nidulans FGSC A4, 1390 nucleotides. RefSeq names its product ornithine decarboxylase. The transcript has 2 exons. Gene Ontology annotation, molecular function: ornithine decarboxylase activity; catalytic activity. The coding region runs from base 30 to 1334 and encodes 434 amino acids. Gene Ontology annotation, cellular component: cytoplasm. The record is from RefSeq and is a predicted model, not a curated record. NCBI's taxonomy places the organism in Eukaryota, Fungi, Ascomycota, Eurotiomycetes, Eurotiales, Aspergillaceae. Gene Ontology annotation, biological process: polyamine biosynthetic process.